Molecule: messenger RNA, 9839 nt
Organism: Carassius gibelio (silver crucian carp)
Lineage: Eukaryota; Metazoa; Chordata; Actinopteri; Cypriniformes; Cyprinidae
Gene: col7a1l
Product: collagen type VII alpha 1-like
Exons: 111
Coding region: 353-9427 (3024 amino acids)
Molecular function (GO): protein binding; serine-type endopeptidase inhibitor activity
Source: RefSeq, a predicted model, not a curated record
CACCCUCUUACACGUCCCUUUCUAGGCCGUCUUGGAUUCUCACACUCCUCAUCCUGGGACAUUGCACUACAGCGUGUGGAGUCCCAUAACCUGUUCUUGGAUUGGAUUAUUACCUGACGGAUCUUCAACAGACUGGGUCUGUAUCAAGCGGGCAGCAGUUUUGCAUUUGAGAGGAGGACCAUGGUGCAGGGUCCAGUUGGAAAGAUAAAAGGGAGAGAGCGUAGCAGCUAAAUAAAGUGGAGAACAAGCCCGUCUUAAGACAUCAGUCCAAAGAAGAGGAUCUGCCGGAGGAGAGAUAAGAGGGGGAGGACAGGGAACGAAAGAGAGAGUUGGAGGACGAGAGAGAGAGAGAAUGGGAUAUUGCGGCAUGUGGAUCUUCCUCUUGUCCCUGUCUCUCUUCUAUCAAAGCGCCACUGCAGAGGCUGAAGUAUGUCGUACAGCCAUGCCUGCUGAUAUUGUGUUCCUGGUGGAUGAUUCCUGGUCAGUGGGUCCCACCAGCUUCCAGCAGAUCAAGGAGUUCAUAGCACACUUCAUCCGAGCCUUCCAGGGAAGUGUGGUUGGACAGGAAGGCAUUCGCUUUGGAGUGACUGUUUAUUCAGACUUGCCCAGGAUGCGUAUAGCUCUGACGGAUUAUUCGACUGUGGAGGAAGUGCUGAGAGCAAUUGAGGAGGUGCCCUAUGAGGGAGGCAACAGCCGCACCGGCUUGGCAUUGGAAUUCCUGGUUGAGUCUGUGUUCAGUCCUUCUAUCAUCAGAGACAACGCCCCAAAGAUUGCUGUUCUGAUCACUAAUGGCCAAUCAGAUGAUCCGGUGGACAGUCCAGCUAAAGCUGUAACAGAUAGUGGGAUUUCCCUGUUUGCUGUGGGGGUGAGGAACGCCAAUCAGGCUGAGAUGAGAAAAAUCGUCACAGAGCCCCAUGAGGAACAUCUGCUGCUCAGCCCAGAUUUCUCCUUCCCGGAGAACCUUCUGCCCAAACUGUCUCGUCGCAUCUGCUUCACUGCUUCAGAACCCCCCCGACCUGUUAAGCAAAAGCCAGCAGCGGUGGAGAGGAUAGUAGGACCUAAAGAUCUGCAAGUGAGCGAGCUGAGUUACAGCUCUCUGCAGCUGACCUGGAGUCAGGCCACAGGAGACGUUACCGGCUACAGGCUGCUCAUCACCCCUGUGUCUCCAAAGGGCCAUCUGCUCCCGGCACAGCAGAGACAGAUUGAUCUGAAGGGAGAUAUUAGUAGUGCUCCAGUAACCGGGUUAAGUCCUAAGACUGAGUACUCCCUCACUUUACAUGCCAUCUAUCCCGGACGCAUUGGAGAAUCUGCCAAUAUUACCACAGAAACCACUGUUCUGCCACCGGUUUCCAACUUCCGUGUGAUUGAAGAGGGACUGUACUCUUUACGUCUGGGAUGGACGCCUUCGCUUGGAAAAGUGGAUACAUAUAAAAUUUCUGUUCCAAGAACGGACAGGCCCGGCCUCAUUUAUGAUCAGAGACUGUCGGGGGACGCCUCUUCUCACGUGAUCGACACUUUAGAAGAGGACAAGGAGUACACAGUUGAUAUCUACGCCAUCUACCCAGAGGGCCUCAGUGAGACUGUAUCUGUCACCGGGAAAACUUUGAAACUGGUGCCAGUUGAUAAGCUGCUGGUGCAGAACGCCACAACAGACACCGUUCAGGCCCGCUGGUCUUCUGUCAGAGGCGCCACAGGAUACAGACUCACCUGGUCAUCAUCAGAGGGCCACAUAGAAAACGUGAACCUGGGAGACAACUUUAAUUUCUACAUGGUGCAGGGCCUGCAUGCUGGCACGGAGUACACCAUCACUAUCAACCCCAUCUUUGUGGACACUGAAGGACCUGUUACCUCUGCCAAAGCUAAAACAUUGGAAAGCAGUGCAGUACAGACCCUGAGAGCGUCUGCGGUGAGCACUAGCAGCGCUGUUACCUCAUGGAACGCUGUACCUGGAGCCACAGGCUACAGAUUGGCCUGGGGCCCUACUGCAGAGUUCUUAGGGAGAGAUCGGCCCAGACAGUUGGCUCUGAAUGGCAGCACUACUGAGUAUGUUUUGAAGAAUCUGGUCCAUGACACAGAGUAUGUGAUUUCCCUUUACGUUCUCUUUGGUUCUUUGGUUGGUCCGGGCAUCCCCGCUACAUUCAGGACCUCGCCUCUCGGAUAUGUCUCAAAUUUUAAAGUGACGUCAUACACCAGCUCGUCCAUCGAUGUGGAAUGGAGUCCCAUUGUGGGGGCCACGGAGUACAAACUCACCUGGAGUUCAGAAUUUGUGAGUCCUCAGAGUCAGUAUCUUGACCGCAGCACUUUACAACACAGCAUCACUGGUCUUCAGCCACAAACCCUUCAUUCUGUCAGCAUUCACGCUCUCUACAGCAACACAGAAGGACCAGAAAUCACUCUCUCACAGCAAACAGCCUCUUUGACAGACUCUGAGCUGAUUGAGACAGUUCGGGAGGUAAAGGUUGUGGACAUUGGUGCCAGCUCAUUCAAACUGGCCUGGAAGAAAACCCCAGGGGUCACUGGGUACAAGAUCACUUGGAGCCCUUUCCAUGGUGGAGAAAAAAAGAGUGAGGUUGUAUCUUCUUCUACCACGUCCUUCACCAUCACCGAUCUGCCUGCCAGUUCUGCAUACAAGAUCCAGGUCUCUGCAGUGGCCAGAAGCAAAGAGGGAAGUCCAGUGAUGGUGACGGCCCGCACAUUGGAUCUGCCCAAGGUGACUGGAUUCAGUGCUCUGAACACCACCGAUAACAGUACUGUACUGAACUGGACCAGUGUUACUGGAGCGUCUGGCUACCUGCUGUCCUGGAGACAUAUAUCAGAGGUGGACAUCUCCUCUGAUCUGCUGAGCUCUGGCUUCACCUCCUAUAAGAUCCGAGAUCUGCUAUAUGGCAGAACUUAUAUAUUUUCCAUCAGACCUCUUUAUGGGGAAGUGGAGGGUCCGGUCACAACCAUCACUAAAAGGAUCUUGGGAGCUCCUCGUCUCAUUCCUGUCCAGAGCCCUACGCCAGCCCCUGUCUCUGCUAAUACCAAAAUCAAAGACUUGCCCCUACACACCACAACCAGAAAUACUCGCACCCCAUUGGUCAAAGCCCCCAGCGCACCCACAACCACUCAGAGACUCACUACUGGCCAAACAGCUUCAGCACUGACCAGGAUUACCACAGUAAAUGACCGAACCACUGUCAAGUCUGUCAAGACACCUCCACCUGGCCCAGUGUGUGGCAGGGUGAAAGCAGAUAUUGUGUUUCUGGUUGAUGAAUCCUGGAGCAUUGGAACAAAUAACUUUGGCAAGCUGAAGGAUUUCCUGUUUAGAAUCGUCACCUACUUCCCUUCUAUAGGACCUGAAGGAACGCAGAUAGCAGUAGUUCACUACAGUGAUCAGCCCAGGAUCGAGUUCAACUUUAACACUCACAAAGACCGUAACUCCGUUUUGAGAGCACUCCGUGCAGUCCGCUACGGAGGGGGGAACACAAAAACAGGUCGUGGGAUCAGCUAUGUCCUUAGGGAGAUUUUUCAGGAGUCUUUGGGUAUGAGACAGGAAGUCCCUCACGUGUUAGUGUUACUGACAGACGGGAGAGCACAGGAUGACGUAGAGCCACCUUCCAGGAUAGCACAUGCUCUGGGUGUCAGUGUGUUGGUCAUCGGCAUUGCUCAUGCAGAUAUUAAUGAGCUGAGGACCAUCGCCUCUCCCACCACUUACACAAACAUCUUCUUGGCCAAUGAUUUCGACGAUCUUCCAGGCAUCGAGAGAGAGUUUAUCCACAGCAUCUGUAGCGAAGCCUUACAAUCAGAGUUCAAACAACACGAUGAGUCUGCUCAACUGGACACACCUACAGAUGACCCAGAAGCUCUCAGUAAACCAGAAGGGCCCUGUCCACUUAGCUGCAAGGGUCAGAAAGGAGAGAAGGGCGAUGGAUUUGGUCAUGGUGGCCUGCGACUCAAGCAAGGCCCGGGACAUUAUGACUCAUUCUCUCUAAAGGUCAAAGGUGAAAAGGGUGAACGCGGUCUUCCCGGAACGGAUGGAAUUCCGGGUUUACCAGGAAGACCGGGUAGAUCUGGACCUCCUGGUUCUCCUGGACAAAGGGGGGCGGCUGGAAUUCCGGGUGACAUGGGGCCACCUGGUAAUACUGGACCUAAAGGACAGAGAGGAGAGAGAGGUGAACCGGGAUAUGUUAUGGGAGGUAUGGAGGUUCUUCCAGGACGUAAAGGAGAACCUGGAUCCUCUGGCCCUCCAGGUGCUCCCGGGGUCCCAGGGGUAUCAGGUCCUCCAGGACUUCCUGGUUUGCUUGGGCCUCCAGGCUCUCCUGGACUCUCUGUUAAGGGCGAGACUGGAGAAUCUGGUCCUAAAGGUCCACGUGGAAAACCGGGUCCGAAAGGAGAAAAGGGGGAGCAUGGAAGUAAUGGUCUACCAGGUUUACCAGGAGCAGUGGGAGUGGAUGGACUUUCAGGACUUCCUGGGCAGAAGGGGGAGAAGGGAGAGGAAGGUAUCGGAAUUCAGGGUGUUCAAGGUCCGCUUGGGCCAAAAGGAGAAAAGGGUAAUACAGGACUACAAGGCCCAAAGGGAGAAGUAGGAACCCAAGGAGUCCAGGGAAUCACAGGCCCUCGGGGGAAAAAGGGUCUUAAAGGGGAUCAAGGAGACAAGGGUGAACGUGGGGAAAUCGGACCUAUCGGGCCUCCAGGAGUUGCAGGCUUCCCUGGAGCUGCUGGACGAAAGGGGGACGAGGGGCAACGCGGCGCACCUGGUGACCCAGCUAAAGGGAUACUCGGUCCUCCUGGGAAAAAGGGUGCCAGGGGGGAUGUUGGACAAGUUGGGCCACCAGGACCACAAGGAAUCAAAGGAGAUCAAGGUGAUAAAGGUGAAAAGGGCAGUCCUGGAUUUGGAAUCCCCGGCCAGCCUGGUCCCAAAGGAGAGAGUGGGGAAAGAGGUAAUGUUGGAUUAUCAGGAAAACCUGGGCCUAAAGGCAGCGAUGGGUCCAAAGGAGAGAAAGGGGAGGUGGGCUUCCCAGGCAACCCUGGUUCUCCAGGACUAAGAGGUAAAGAUGGUCUGCCAGGACUGAACGGAGAGAUGGGAUUGAGGGGAGAGUCUGGUUCACCAGGAGAACCUGGAGAGAGAGGUGUUAAGGGGCCUCUCGGUCUUCCAGGACGACCCGGUGACCCUGGGGGAAAAGGCGAGCCUGGGAAAUUAGGGUUACCAGGUCCGGAGGGAAACAAAGGAGAAAAGGGCGAGCCGGGAAAGCCGGGACCACCGGGAGACACUCAAUUCACCACUUCAGACAACACCAUUCUCACAAGGGCCAUUAAGGGUGAACCUGGUGAGCCGGGUCUCCCAGGACUGCGAGGGGAGAUAGGACGUCCUGGACCACCUGGUCCUGAAGGUAAACCAGGACCUCCGGGGAAUUCACUGCCUGGAUCUAGUAAAGGAAGAGAUGGUGUGGAUGGUUUACCAGGAAGUCCUGGAUCUAAGGGUGAACCAGGACAGAAAGGGGACCCAGGACCAAAAGGUGAGAAAGGAGAUCCUGGACGUGCUGGGAUUACUGGUAUGCCUGGUUUACCUGGGACACCUGGCAAACCUGGUGUUGAUGGGAAACGUGGAGUUGCUGGAAAAGAUGGAGAUCAAGGACCAAAGGGUGAUGAAGGGACAAAGGGUGAAAAAGGUGAACCUGGUGCAAAUGGAAAUGAAGGUAAAAAAGGAGAACCAGGAUCUCCAGGCUUGCCAGGUCCUCCCAUUGUCCUCAAAGAUGGUAUGUCGAUUGAGGACAUUAAAAAGGCAUUUCCCAUACCAAUGGGACCCCCGGGUGCAGUGGGUCCUACUGGGAUGAAGGGAGAGAAAGGAGACAUGGGUCUGAAAGGAGAGAAGGGUGAUGCUGGCCCACCGGGGAGAGCUGUUGAAAUGAAGGACAUUGAAGGCUUGUUUGAUUCAUAUGGUAUUAAACUCUCGCUGCUGAAGGCCUUGAUUGACAGGCUGCUUCAGGAUGGGAUGGAGGAGCUUCUUCAUGAGAUCAGCACCAGCAGAAGAGUGAAAGGAGACAGACAGGAGCCGGACUCAAACAUCAUCACUGAAUACACCAGCUCAGUGAAGUACAGUCACCCAGAAGAGUCAUUACCUUAUACAGAUUUAACUGAGGAAGAGGCUGAUCUUGAAGAGGGGCAGAUGCCUGAGCCCAGUCCUGUAGCAGUAAUUACAGCACCAUUAUUCAUAAUCCAUUUUCUAACCAAACAUCAACACACUUUAUUCAGUUAUUUUCAGAUAUACUUGACUGAUUUGCUUUGGUGCCUUGUCUUGUAUUUUAAGAAGCCUCUGGCCAACCAGAGUAAAACCAAAGACAAGCUGGUAGAUGUUGACGAAAAGGAACUUGUGGAGACCAACUUCAGUGAUGUAACACCUUUGAAAUUUCUCCAAACCAACACUUCCUCUGAGAGGUUGGGCUCUGGGAAGGUAGAGGUAAGUAUGGAGACAGUCUUCCACAGCCAUGAGGACACGGGGAAGAAAACAUCUGGAGAGAAGAAGAAAGGCAGAGAGAGGGGAAAGGCCAAAGGAAAUAAAGGACGUCAAAAACGACAAAGGAAACGUUUGGAAGGUCAAGGCAACAUGGAAGAGGAGGUUGAGGAAGCAUCAUAUGAUGAUGAGGAAUAUGAAUAUGAGGACGAGCUGCACACAGAAGAGCCCUUUCCCUCUCGAGAGGAGGAAGGCGAAAGGGAGGAGCUAAAAUACUCAGUAACAACAGCUAUAUACGCAGAAGAAAAUGAGGGUGAAACAACUUCUCCAGAGGAGAUUACCCGGAUGGUUCACCCAAUAACAGCGAGUCCCCUGCUCUCAUCAAAAGUCACAGAGGAGAAGCCACUUGAAACCACAUUAAUAUCAGUGCUAAAUACAACACAAACUGGAGAGGAGGUGAGCUUGUUCCACACUAGCGGCUUGGAAGAGGCAAGAUCUAAAGUGAAGAGAAGUGCUCCUUCAUCUGAGUACAUGGCCUACAUGCCUGGAACCCCAGGUGGGCAAAACCGGUACAAACAAGGAUCUAAGCGGUCUACCUCAGGUGCACAAGGCAAAAAGAAGCUAAAUAAAAAGAAGCAAGAAAACAAAGACCUUGACACUGUGACGGAGAUGUACAGGGAAAGAGAGGGGGAAGAACAGGGGGUGAGAGAAGAUGAAGUCUAUCUUGAGAACAAAGGAAGGAAUAUUGAGGAGGAAAAGACAACUGAGGAACAUUGGGACACGGAGGAAGAGGAUGGUGUGACUGAGACCAAGGAAAACAGUUCAGGUGAUGGUGACGAGGAGACAGGCAGCGAGGAGAUAAAGGAAGAGUUUGAGCUAGAGAGGGAGAGGGAGAGACAGGAGAUGGAAAGAGAAAGGAUGGAACUGGAACAAGAAAGAGAAAAAGAACUGGAAAGGGAGAGAGAGCUAGAGAGAGAGACAGAGAUGGAGCAAGAGGAAAAUGAGGAGAGAGAGAGACAGUUACAAAGACAAAGAAUAGAAUGGGAGAGACAAAGAGAGAAGAUGGAGAGAGAGAGAAAGGGAGAGACAGACCAAGAAGAAGACAUGGGGCCUCGUAUUUCCCACUGUGAUUACCUUAAAGGACCUCCAGGUGAAAAUGGAAAAGCAGGCCCUAAGGGGGAGAUUGGGGAAAAAGGCCAGAAGGGAGAACCUGGAACCGGUCACCGUGGGCCCAUUGGUCAGGCCGGUCCACCUGGACAAAAGGGCGAGCCUGGAGAACCAGGACCACCUGGAGCACAGGGCAUUCAGGGUAUUCGUGGCAACCUUGGCAUCCCGGGGUCACCAGGUCACAGAGGUCAGCCUGGUGACCCUGGAGAGCCAGGUAGAAAGGGUGAUAGAGGUAGACGAGGGAAGAACGGUUCACCUGGUACUCCAGGUGCAAUUGGUGCUCCUGGACAGCAGGGUCCUCCUGGCCCUUCUGGGGUUAAAGGUGAAAAGGGAGACAGUAUCCCAGGAGAACCAGGUGACAGAGGAAUUCCUGGGCUCCCAGGUCGCAGGGGAGGCAAAGGCACUGUGGGUGCCAGUGGUCCUCCAGGUCUCAUGGGUCCUAAAGGCAUGACGGGUAUGAAAGGAGAAAAGGGUGACAAAGGUGUGCCUGGUCACAGAGGAGACAAGGGUAGUCCUCUCUCCAUGCCAGGACCCAGAGGAUAUAAGGGUCUGAAAGGAGAGGCAGGUGAACGCGGGCUUCCAGGAUUUGAUGGAGAUAAAGGAGAGAAAGGUGAAGAUGGUCCACCUGGUGCAAAGGGGCUGAAGGGAGAGGCUGGUACUAAAGGAGGCAUGGGGCCUUUUGGUGUACGUGGUCCAGUUGGACAAAAGGGGGAUCCAGGGGAGCCAGGCGCCAAUGGGGAAAAGGGUCGUAAUGGAGAACAUGGAUUGGAUGGUGAGAAAGGUGAUAAGGGAGACAUGGGCCUGCAGGGCCGAAAGGGAGAUCAGGGUGAGACAGGGGAGCCUGGUUUACCUGGAGAUGCAGGAAUUAAAGGCGAGAAGGGCUUCAGAGGUUUCCCUGGACGAAUAGGGAGUCCAGGACUGGAUGGAGAACAGGGUGAUUCUGGGGACCCUGGCAGGCCUGGCAUUCCAGGACUAAACGGUCUCCCGGGACGAAAGGGAGAAAAAGGUGACAGUGGUCUGAAUGGUCUUGAUGGAGCUCCUGGGCAAAAAGGAGAGAAGGGUGCAACUGGUUUCCCAGGUUUCACUGGGUUUAAAGGAUCUCCUGGUGCACCAGGAACUAACGGGGCUCUGGGUCGGCCUGGUCCGGUUGGACCUAAAGGUGACAUGGGACCAAAGGGAGAGAAGGGAAGGAGAGGCAGAGGAAAGGCCUGUCAACGGGGACCCCCUGGAAUUCCUGGGCUCAGAGGCCUGGAUGGGGAACUGGGAACCUCAGGAAUGAAAGGAGAAAAAGGGGAGCCUGGACUCAGUGUGGAGGAAGUGAAGGAUCUUGUGAAAAAAGAGGUGGUUGAGAAGUGUGGAAAGGACAUACUCCUGAUGGUGAACACCAAUGAUCCAGAUGAUGGGAGUAUCCUAAAGGAAGAGAGAAGAACAGAUUCUUCCUCUCCGUUCUUGCUCACCCACCCCAAAGUGUGGGAUGAAGAGUCAGAGGACGAGACCACUACAGUUCAUCCUGCUGUUUCAGACUCUGAGCCAACAUUAGCAUAUGGCAACGUUACAAGUAGAGGAGCCAGUACUGAGGGAGAGGGAGAACAGAGAGAAAAGAGACAUGCACUCAAACUCCACUCAGACCUAGCCGCUGAUCUGUGCCUUGAACCCAUGUCUGAGGGCCAUUGCACUGAAUACAUCCUGCUCUGGUACUACUACACCGUCUCAGGAGAAUGCCGUCCCUUUGUGUAUGGUGGCUGUGGAGGAAACAGGAACAGCUUCAGCUCUAAACAGGACUGUGAGAGUCAAUGUGUUCUGGGGAGGAGAGAUUUUGGAUCCUGAGGAGGAGAGAUAUGCUAUUUUUAACAGUGUAACUAAAUUCUAUCUCACAAAAAAAUACUAUUUUUGUACAUUGCCAUCCUAUAUGUUAUAUUAGUUUAUAACAGCUUUAUAUGGCAGAAAAAAAUAAUACUACAUCAUGUUUGCAUUUUACUUUUACAGUGCAACACAUUGUUGCACUUUUGUAGUUAUUUCUUACAAAUACGCCAUGUUUUUAUACAAAAAAAAUAUAUUUAGUUUGAUGUUUAUAAACCAAGGUCAUGAUUCUAAGAGUAAAUGCACUAUUAAUAUAACUGAAUAUGUGUUUAUAACCUGUCCACCAUGAGGUUUAUCAUUUUGCACUAAUGGUUCUGUUUGUAAAAUGUUCUUAAUCUGACUGUAUUUGUAAGACAAUUAAAACAAUGAGAUGAAUAUA